Messenger RNA from Bemisia tabaci, 7967 nucleotides. The record is from RefSeq and is a predicted model, not a curated record. NCBI's taxonomy places the organism in Eukaryota, Metazoa, Arthropoda, Insecta, Hemiptera, Aleyrodidae.
UGACUGCUCGUCGCGAACCGAGCUCGGAAGCCCUCGUCCGUAACGUUUCGGUUUCGGAUGUUUUAUUUUUAGUGGGGAAAAAUAGUUUUCAACCCUUAUUGCUCUUAGGCACGAUUUUUCCUGGAGAUAGUCGUUUAAAAUCAACCGAGAGGAAAUUUAAUUGCGUCACGUUUCAACCCUUAUAUUUUGCGGUGAAAAUAAUAGUUUUCAACCUUAUUGCUGUUAAGGAUGCCCCAUUUUUGCCUAAUGAAUGGUGGUUACGCGAAAUCAAUCAAAAAUAAAUUUCCUCGUUAAAUUCUGGAUAGUUCUCUUGCGUUUCAACCCUUACAGUUUUGAGCUAAAAAAAAGUGUUUAACACCUACUGCUGUUUCAUUUUCGGCAUGAAUUGUGGCUGCGUUCGGACGAGAUCAAUUGGAAGGAGGUUUUGCUAGUGAAAUUCUGACUAGUUCUCUUGCGUUUCAACCCAUAUAGUGUUGGAGCAAAAAAAAGUGUUCUCUUGCGUUUCAACUCCUAUAGUGUUGGAGCAAAAAAAAGUUUUUAACCCUUGCUGCUGUUAAGGAGGUUCCAUAUUCGUUAUGAAUUGUGGUCACGUUUGGACGAAAUCAAUUGGAAGGAGGUUUUGCUAGAUACAUACUGACUGGUUUUGGCGCGUGGACUUGUUUGUGACGUCACGGAGGUGUUUUUUAUUUCGAAAAAAUUGAAAAAAAUAAAAUAAAUUAAAAAUACCGAAAAGUUAUGAGGAGCGUUGGGUGCCCGACCCAGAUAUUGCUCUGAUGCGUUGUGGUUCCGUUUUGUGCGGUUGAUGGAGGGCGAGGGGUCCGGAGUUUUUGUGGUUCCGCAUUCGCUCGGGCCGGACGGAUGUUUUCCGAGUGAAAAUAGUGCGGUUGAAAAAUGACGUUUCUGACAAGUGAUUUGUAUCACGUGCCGUCCGUUCGAAAAGUCUAAUCGCGUUUCCUCCUCCGCGGAAAAUUGAUUCGUUCCCGCGAGUGCGAAGCUUUUUCAUCUCCGCCAGUACAUCUCCUGCUUACGAUUAUGUUAUUCCAGAAUUCGCCCCGUCCCGGCGUGGUAGAAUGUUGAUAUCCGAAUUCGGUCGGUUUUACCGAGUGGGUAAACUCGAGAGGCAUUUUACCCGUGUGUGAGUGAAAUAAUAACGCAGGUUUACUAUUCUUGUGAUAAAAUGAUUCGAUGGGCAAAACUGGAUUAAGUGGCCCCUUUUCCUCCGAGAAUACUAACGUGUCUGAGGAUUUUAAGAAAGCAUUCUAAAAGACAGAUCGAGAUAGAGACCUGCUUCUCCACUGGCGACCCAACCGAUGCUGUUUUAAUGCCGGCAAAGGAUGUCGUUUGCCUUCUUCGGGGUUCUUCUAGUUUUAAACAUCCCUCGUCUACCUGAUUGCGGCUGCUUCAACGUGACCUCACCCGACGAUUUAUUCACGACCAACGACCUAUUUUCCACGAGCAUGGCUCCAAGAUCCACUUCCGAAAGUUCAGCCGAGCAACUCUCCCCGACCGAGUUACGAGACGCCCAUAAAAGAAAUAUCAACUCGAACAAACGAAAGCCAUUCAGAAGAAAAAUGACAGAAGCGGGGGACUUACCAGGGAGCGCCACAGAAACUUGUUGCUCAAGUUAUACCGUUGACCAAGCCGCGUCAAGUUCAACGCUCAACCCUUCGGGGCGCCCUCUAGCGAACAAAUUCAGUAACGAAUCACUCUCGACUGUAGCGUCUUCUGUUGAAACUACCCCGCUUCAAGACACGGGCCAGGAACCGAAAUAUAACGAAGCUGAAUUUCACCCUGCGGAACGCCAAAAUCUCAGAACGACGCUCCCUACACUCGUCGAUUCCCAACUCGAAUUUGAGCAGGACGCAGUCACGCCGAAAUAUCAAAGUCUGGAAAAUCAAGUAACAGACUCCGGUACUAACUCUAUCGGACAUAUCUCUACAAAACGGUUAUCGGACGGACACGACAGUGUGCUCGGAUCGAAAAGGAAACGAACCAACGAAUCGCCUUCGAGUGAGGUGAAUAGUCUGGAAAUUCGAGAGACAGACUCUAUCUCUACGUUCAACGCCGGACACGUCUCUACGAAAGCGUUAUCGGAUAAGUACGACAUUGUGUCCGGGUCGAAAGAAAAUACGAAUCGGAAUCUGCCGAUGGGUUCCCUGAGCGACGAAUCGCAAUCGAGUGCGGUGAAUAGUCUGAAAAAUCGAGAGACAGACUCCAUAUCUACGCUCAACGUCGGACAUAUCUCUUCAAAAACGUCAUCGGAUGUGUUCGGGUCAAAAAAGGAUGGAACAAACGGGCAUCCAAUGGAUUUGUCUCUGAGUGACAAAUCGCAGUUGAGCACGGUGAAUAUUCUGAAAAAUCGAGAAACAGACUCUGUCUCUUCGUUCAACGCCGGACAUAUCUCGAAAAAAGCGUUAUCGGGUGUGUUCGGGUCGGAAAGUAAAAGAAAAAACGGGAUUUCGAUGGAUUUGCAGCUGAGUGACGAAUCGCAGUUGAGUGCGGUGGCUAGUCCAAAAAAUCAGGAAACAGACUCUAUCCAUACGUUCAACAUUGGACAAAUCUCCACCGUUGCGUUAUCGGAUGAGUACGACUCUUCAAAAACGUUAUCGGAUGAGUACGGCUCUUUAAAAAUGUUAUCGGAUGAGUACGACUCUUCAAAAACGUUAUCGGAUGCGUUCGAGUCGGGAAGUAAAAGGAAAAACGGAAUUUCGAUGGAUUUGUUGCUGAGUGAUGAAUCACAGUCGAGUGCGGUGAAUAGUCUGAAAAAUCGAGAAACAGACUCUAUCCCUUCGUUCAACAUCGGACAAAUCUCCACCGUUGCGUCAUCGGAUGAGUACGACUCUUCAAAAACGUUAUCGGAUGUGUUGGGGUCGAAAAGGAAGAGAACACACGGGAAUCCGAUGGAUUUGUCUCUGAGCGACGAAUCGCAGUUGAGUGCGGUGGCUAGUCCAAAAAAUCAGGAAACGGACUCUAUCCAUACGUUCAACAUCGGACAAAUCUCCACCGUUGCGUUAUCGGAUGAGUACGACUCUUCAAAAACGUUAUCGGAUGAGUACGAUUCUUCAAAAACGUUAUCGGAUGUGUUGGGGUCGAAAAGGAAAAGAACGAGCGGGACUCCGUCGAUGGAUUUGCCCCUGAGCGACGAAUCGCGGAAGAAGUCGCGGUCGAGCGCGGCGGAGGAGCUCCAGUGGCCGGUGAAGCGGUCGGCGGAGAUCCCUGGGGAUCUGAUCCUGGGCGGGUUGAUGAUGGUGCACGAGAGGGAGGACUCCCGGGCGUGUGGCCCCGUUAUGCCCCAGGGCGGGGUCCAGGCCCUGGAGACGAUGUUGUACACCCUGGAUAGGAUCAACGCCGAAACCGAGAAGUUCAAGGUCACCCUCGGAGCCCACAUCCUCGACGACUGCGACAAGGACACCUACGGCCUCGAAAUGGCCUUGGACUUCAUCAAAGGAUCACUGAGUAACAUUGAAGACGGAGGAUAUCAAUGUAACAAAACUCAAGUGAGGAAAGUUAUCUCCGGUGUCGUUGGAGCUGCCUCUAGCGUGACCUCUAUCCAAGUUGCAAAUUUACUCCGACUCUUCAAAAUUCCUCAGGUCUCUUUCUUUUCAACGAGCCCUGAGCUGAGCAAUAAACAGCGUUUCGAGUAUUUCAGUCGCACCAUUCCGUCAGACGAGCACCAAGUCCGGGCCAUGGUCGAAGUGGUCCGUAAAAUGCAGUGGAGCUACGUCUCCAUCAUUUACGAGGAGUCCAACUACGGCGUCAAGGCAUUUGAAGAAUUGGAGACGCAGUUGAGUCGCUACAACAUCUGCAUAGCUGUGAAAGAAAAAUUGGUGAAAGAUUCUGGUGUCGCCGACGAGAGCGCCUACAACGAAAUCGUCAAUAGACUUCUCAUGAAACCGCGUGCUAAAGGAGUGAUAAUAUUCGGAUCGGACCAAGAGGUAGCGGGCGUCAUGAAAGCUGUUCGCCGUUUGAACGUCACUGGGUGGUUCUCGUGGGUUGGCUCCGACGGAUGGUCAGCACGCGCCCUCGUCUCGAACGGCAACGAGAAAGAAGUCGAGGGCACACUCUCCGUCCAACCCCAAGCCAACCCCGUGAAGGGGUUCGAAGAGUACUUCCUCAACCUCACCGUUGAAAACAACAAACGGAACCCCUGGUUUGUCGAAUUCUGGGAGGCGCACUUCACCUGCCGGUACCCGAACAGCUCGUUGACGCCGUACAACGGGAACUACACGAGGACGUGCACGACGACUGAAAAGCUGACGGCGGCGACGACGGCCUUCGAGAAGCAGCUGCAGUUCGUCAGCGACGCCGUCAUGGCCUUCGCCCACGCCUUCAAGGACAUGCACAGAGACCUCUGUCACAACGAGUCCGGCCUCUGCGAGGCCAUGAAUCCAAGUGCCGGCCCGGAGCUCCUCAAAUACCUGAGAAACGUCAGUUUUAUAGGAUUAUCCGGGGACCACUUUCGCUUCGACUCCAAUGGCGACGGCCCUGCUCGAUACAACAUAAUCCAUUACAAGAGGACCUCGGACACCGUAUACGAGUGGGUCAAAGUUGGCGAGUACAUCGACGGAGAACUCGACCUCAACAUGUCAGAGAUUCGAUUCAGCAACGGUCAAAGUGGAGUGCCUGAAUCAGUGUGCAGUCUGCCGUGUGAACUUGGAGAGGCCAAAAAGUAUGUGGAAAGGGAAAGCUGUUGCUGGCAUUGCUUCAAUUGUUCCCAGUAUCAGAUCCGCUCGCCGACGGACGAGACGCAGUGCAUGACGUGUCCGGAGGGUCACAAGCCGGACGCGCGGCGGGAGAGCUGCCUGGAGAUCCCGGCGGUGUACCUGACGCCGAGCAACGGGUGGGCCAUCGGGGCCAUGUCCUUCUCCGCCUUCGGCAUCCUCUUCACCCUCUUCAACUUCUACGUCUUCCUCCGCUACAACGACACGCCCGUCGUCAAGGCGGCCGGCCGCGAGCUCAGCUACGUCCUCCUCACCGGCAUCCUCCUCUGCUACUCCAUCACCUUCCUCCUCAUCAUCAAACCCACCGACCUCGUCUGCUCCAUCCAGAGGUUCGGCGUUGGAUUCUGCUUCACGAUAGUCUAUUCCGCUUUAUUGACGAAGACAAAUCGGAUCUCAAGGAUAUUCAACGCCGGGAAACGGACCGCUAAGCGUCCGGGGUACAUCACACCGCAGUCGCAGCUCAUCAUUUGUAGCGUCAUGUGUAGCGUUCAGAUCCUGAUAAAUGUGGUGUGGAUGAUGAUCUCCCCGGCGCGGGCGAUCCACCACUAUCCAUCACGGGAAACCAAUAUCCUCGUCUGCUCUUCUUUCACCAACGCCUCCUACAUGAUCGCCUUCUCGUAUCCGAUCGCUCUCGUCAUGGUCUGCACCGUUUACGCAGUCCUCACCCGCAACAUCCCCGAGGCUUUCAACGAAUCAAAACAUAUAGGUUUCACAAUGUAUACAACUUGUGUCAUUUGGCUGGCGUUUAUUCCUUUAUAUUUUGGAACCGGAAAUCAUACUCCCCUCCGAAUAACCACCAUGUCUAUCGCCAUAAGCUUGUCUGCAAGUGUAACAGUUGUUUGCCUAUUCUCGCCAAAGUUGUACAUAAUUUUAUGGCGGCCGGACCAGAACGUUAGACAGAGUAUGAUGCCUUCCCGAUAUUCGGGGACGGUAAAAACAGGCACGACCGCUGGCGCGAUGGCUGCCGCUGUUGCAGUGUCCAAUGCAAAUCCGCCUUAUGCUCAAACUAAUAAUUCUAUGUCAAGCGUUGUCGACAUCGAGAUGAAGAGCGACUUCGCGAAAAGGAAUUCGGUGCCGAUGCCGCACGCCAACCUGAUCUCGAAAGGCGUGCAGACAGAAUCGCAGCCAUCGCCGAAUAUCUCUCCCACGUCCCAGGAGAGCGUUGUAAAUAAAUCUAGUUUAUCCGGUGCUUCCCGACUUAGUACCACCGUGCAACUAAAUAAUAACAAUAGUAUUCCGGAUCGGAAUAAAACUACAAUAAGUGAUAAUAUCGAUAGUGCUUCGAACAAAUCAGAAUUUAAUCAUAGCUCCAAUGUGCCCCCCAGCUUACAGAAUAAUAGUUUGAACAAGGCUAAAGUCAGUUGCGACGCCCCUGUGUCCGGUGGUAAAAAUUGCGUAGCUCCGACGUUGGCCGAUCAUAAUAAUGUUAGCUCAUCGAAUUCUCCACCUUCCGGAUAGGAGGCCGCAAACAAUUCUAAAGCAAACUGUGAUAACGAUAAUUUAGUUUGUAAGUCCUUAACUUCAUCCAGUUCUGGUCGACAUAUUUGUGAUAACAUCAUUCUUAAUAACUCGUGUGCAUUGGCGGAUCCAGCAGUUUGGCAACACCGGAUUUCCUCCAUUUAAACCUAUGGAAAUGUACGUAUCGAUUCUCGGGAGCCAGGAGCUAUAGAUAUCGAUUAUUUAGCAUAGGUUUAAAUAGAGGAAAUCCGGUGUUGCCAAAUUGCUGGAUCCGCCUCUGUUCGUGUGUAAGCCCAGAAACUCAAGUAAACCUAGAUGCGACUAAUGGGCCGACAGAUAGCAGCACUACUUCACGCUAACGAUGUAAUUAUGACGUUCUUGUUUUAAAAUAUUAUUUGUCAUUUGUAAUACGCCCUAGGAAAAUUGCUUUUACCUUUCUGUGUUAAUUUCUUAGGGGAACCAAAUAAUUGACUUAGAUUCAAAGCAUUAAUUUUUAUUUUAUUUUAUUAGUUUUUUUUUUUUUUGAGGUCAAUCUUUGUUACAUAUCAAAAUUAGACGUACUAAGCUUCAGCUCAGUAAUUUCACUACCUAUAGUUUAUGCAUAAUUCUCUCCAUCUAAUCACCCGAACAAAGGUAAAAGGUACAUGGCAUAUGAACAGAACUUUUUUCCUGAAAAAUUAGAAACCUCUGACCUCCUUCUGACCUCUGACUCUUUUCUCUUCUGUUGUGAGAGGUUGGUGUUAUUCAAGAUGAACAGUAAGAGAUAAACCCUUCAAUGUAGAGGGAGCAAUAAUUUUUCUUAUCAAUUUCCAGACAGGACAUUGUGUUUUCUUUUGAAUUGGGAAAAUUUGAUCGUCCUUUGGGAAGAGUAUAACUGGACAGAUAUUAGUUUUGAUUUAAACCCCUCUUACACUGGGUGUCAAUUCAACCCUUUUAUGAAAAUCUCAACCCACAAUUUUACAUGUUUAAACCAUGGGUGUUUAUUGUAAAAGCUGAACUAAAAUUCAAGAGAGUAUAAGGUGCAGCAUCGAGUUUUUCUGUCAACUUUCGAUAAAUGCAUGACAGGUUCCAGAUGAGUAGAGCAAGAAUUAUCAAAAACAGUUGUUGAAAUCUCAUUUUGCUGUGAAAGGGAAAUUCCACUGAUAAUUUUUGAGUUCGACCUUUGAUGGUUUGCGCUUUGAGUUGGUACAUUUUCUCCAUUAAAUAAGAGUACGAGUAGCCAUGCAUAUGUUAUGAAUUUAACUAUAAUUGUUUCUAUUUCACCUGAAGUGAAGGGCGCAAAUGUAAGAUUAAACAGGUACUGUGCCAUCAUUUGGUCGUAUUCAACUUGAACUGCCCAUGAAAGAUGAACUCACUUAAGAAUCCUGGGCAGAAAGUCAGAGAAUAGUCAUGACAUUAAAUAACUUAUUUUAUCAGGAAAAGUGAAAAAUCAACAUUUUUUGUAGAAUUUUGACCUCUUAUUAUUAAACUCGUGGGAGAGGGAUUUUUUUCUCCUUUUCUUACGUUGAAUUUUUAAUGAAUUAAGACUGAUGUUAUUGUUUCCUUUUUUUCUUUUUUUUGCAUUAGACUUAAAAUUCACUGGUCCCAGUGACGUAAAAUUUGUAACUUCAACUUCUUGUUACUUUUAUUACUUGUUUUUCUUGUUUUUUAGACCUACGAAAAUAUAGAAUUUUCAAUCAUCGAUAGAAUUCUCACCAAUAAAUAAUUGGGUCGAUUCGAAACAAUACUAUCGGAAUAUUUUUCUCCAUGUUAUACGUGAAUUAAUAAAUUAUAGAAAAUGCCCAUCAA